Desarmillaria tabescens is the source of this 798-nucleotide messenger RNA. RefSeq lists its product as uncharacterized. The transcript has a single exon. The record is from RefSeq and is a predicted model, not a curated record. Lineage: Eukaryota; Fungi; Basidiomycota; Agaricomycetes; Agaricales; Physalacriaceae. Bases 1 to 798 code for a protein of 265 amino acids.
AUGCCCACAGUGACUCCUAUCGCUGUUGGCAUUCCCAACCUGUCCACAUUGACAGAAGUAACCGAGUCCAACCAGCCAUCUGGGAUGGCUUUGCCGGGGAUCGUUCUCAAUAUGGCAUCAGCUCUGGCUGUUGCCCUGUUAGAAGAUCAGAAGCUUCAGCAUGAAGCUUUGACCGAAUGUGGGACUUCGUUCCUUGCCAGCAGCGUGCACAUUCACGCGAGUUCAUUGCCCAAGGGCAGUAGCUCCUGUGAGGGUAGCAGGCUGGCCACACCCUAUGAAUCAGCCCCUGCAAAUACUAGGUCUCCUGGGUCAGUACGAUCUGUCAGAACUGGAGCAUCAUCUCAAGUUAAAGAGAUCAUCACCUCCAUGUCCAGUGCUGAGCUAAUGAAAGCUGCAGUCAAGCAGCAAGUGAGGAAACAAGGUGAGGAAGUUUCAGUAUCGUCUGAUGGAGAUGAGGAGGCUGAACAACCAUCCACCACUCCCGGUGAUACGCCUGGUAUCAGGCUACCCAUAGAUUUUGUGAUUUUACAUCAGUUUAUGCAAUCUACAAGCGGUACAGAGGGCUACAGUGGAGGCUUCGUGCUGGUAGCUAAAUACUACAUAAAGAAUGAAAGCACGGCAGUACAGAAUGGACUUAGAAAUGACAUCUCGAAGAGUCAAUUCUACCAGCCAUCAACACGCCAAGCUAAGCCCUACCUAAACAAGACUAUUACAGUCAAAUCUUGGGGACUCGUCUGUAUGGAGUAUAAAAACCAAGAAGUUGAAGAAUGGAAUGAACUAGAUGCCUCAUUGCCUUGA